Messenger RNA from Physeter macrocephalus (sperm whale), 701 nucleotides. It is a transcript of the gene STMN4, whose product is annotated as stathmin 4. Gene Ontology annotation, molecular function: tubulin binding. The coding region runs from base 51 to 701 and encodes 216 amino acids. Gene Ontology annotation, biological process: regulation of microtubule polymerization or depolymerization; microtubule depolymerization; neuron projection development. The record is from RefSeq and is a predicted model, not a curated record. Gene Ontology annotation, cellular component: cytoplasm; neuron projection. NCBI's taxonomy places the organism in Eukaryota, Metazoa, Chordata, Mammalia, Artiodactyla, Physeteridae. The transcript has 6 exons.
CAGACCUACCCUGACUUUCACUAGGACUCACCUCUCACAUUCCAGAAAACAUGACCCUCGCGGCCUACAAAGAGAAGAUGAAGGAGCUCCCGCUGGUGUCCUUGUUCUGCCCCUGUUUCCUGGCAGACCCCCUGAAUAAGUCAUCCUAUAAAUAUGAAGGCUGGUGUGGGAGAGAGUGUAGGAGAAAAGAUGAAAGCCAGCGGAGAGACAGUACUGACUGGAGAGAAAGAAGAGAGCAGGCAGACACGGUGGACCUGAACUGGUGUGUCAUUUCCGACAUGGAAGUCAUCGAGCUGAACAAAUGCACCUCUGGCCAGUCCUUUGAAGUCAUCCUGAAGCCACCCUCCUUUGAUGGGGUGCCCGAGUUCAAUGCCUCCCUCCCCAGGAGGCGAGACCCAUCACUGGAAGAAAUCCAGAAGAAACUGGAAGCGGCUGAGGAGCGAAGGAAGUACCAGGAAGCUGAGCUUCUGAAGCACCUGGCAGAGAAGCGAGAACAUGAGCGGGAGGUGAUCCAAAAAGCCAUUGAGGAAAACAACAACUUCAUCAAGAUGGCAAAGGAAAAACUGGCUCAGAAGAUGGAGUCCAAUAAGGAGAACCGGGAGGCCCACCUUGCCGCCAUGUUGGAACGGCUGCAAGAGAAGGACAAGCACGCGGAGGAGGUGCGGAAAAACAAGGAGCUGAAGGAGGAGGCCUCCCGGUAA